Messenger RNA from Aureobasidium pullulans EXF-150, 507 nucleotides. Its product is annotated as stress responsive A/B barrel domain protein. Bases 100 to 468 code for a protein of 122 amino acids. Lineage: Eukaryota; Fungi; Ascomycota; Dothideomycetes; Dothideales; Saccotheciaceae. The record is from RefSeq and is a predicted model, not a curated record. The transcript is spliced from 3 exons.
CCGGAGGGGCGGGAUUUCCGACAGGGUCUGCAUAUAUGGCGGGUACAUCUGUGAGUGUGAGCCAGGCAAACCAAACUUGACAUCAGAAAAGUCAGUGCCAUGACAAUCGUACAUAUCGUCCUCUUCAAGUUCCGUCCGGAGGUGACAGAUGAGCACAAGCAGAAAUUCGUGACAGAGCUGAAGAAGCUCAAAUCAUUACCAUGUGUGAAAGAGCAACGACUCGUUGUUGGGGGGCCAUCAAUAACCGAUCCCAUCGAAAGAAGCAAAGGCUUUCAAUUCGCACUUCUGAGCUUCCACGAGGACCGAGCGGCGCUUGAGGAAUACCAAAAAUCAGACGAACAUCAUCAUGUUACGAGCACCUACAUGUUUCCUUAUAAAGAAGACUUGAUGAGGUAUGACUUCGAGGUUGAUGAGGCGGAUGAACAUCUUCUCGGGUUUCUGCCUCUUGUCGCGUCGAAGAUCAAUUGACAAGGAACGAGUCAACGAGCGCCCUUUCAGUUGCUUUUG